Molecule: messenger RNA, 2223 nt
Organism: Boeremia exigua
Lineage: Eukaryota; Fungi; Ascomycota; Dothideomycetes; Pleosporales; Didymellaceae
Product: putative trehalose synthase-like protein
Exons: 4
Coding region: 1-2223 (740 amino acids)
Molecular function (GO): glycosyltransferase activity
Source: RefSeq, a predicted model, not a curated record
AUGCCAGGUACCAUCCAGCUCCACGGCAACCCAUCUCCUCCUCGACGCCUAGUCAUGGCCCGCCAAAAGACUCGUGAUGCCUUCAUGGCAACCACCUCUCACAAACAGAAGCUAGCCGCACAAGAUACAUCGACGUCUACCAGCCUCGAGACUGUCUGGAUCGGGAUUGCUGUCAGCGAUGGCCUCGACGGCUCAAUUGAAGUUGCCUUCGUGAUUCACGACGGCACUUAUUCCAUUGACUUUGCAACCACCUCUAUCGGUGGAAACUCAAGCAAUAGCUCAGAGACGUCAGCCUCGAACUCCGAUACCAAUUCGGGAUCUGUUACCCCUGCCACCUCUGAGGAACGCGCCGAGUUUUUUGCUGAAGACAUUGUCAGCAAGGUGAAGCAUUAUCGUGACGAGCACUUCUUCAAAUUUGUUGGCGCUGGUUUGACGACCAAGGCCGUGCAGACCUGUCCCCAGUUGCCAUCACGCUUAUGGCUGGAACUGGAUAUCGUGCCUCUGGUAUUGGAGCCCAGCUCUGGCAAGCACAACACUGGUAACCCAGAUACGCCUCACUACAAGACUGUAGACGAAGAGGCUGAUGCGGUGGUCAGGAAGGCUCUGGGUUUCUUCGGUAAGGCCAACCAGCCUCGCCUUGAAGUUGUUCAUCGCAACGAAGUCGGUGUCGAUUCGGACGGGCAGGCUCAAAUCACCGACGAGGCCACUUACCGCAAAAGCGUGCAUCCUAACACUUAUGCGGCCACCAUGUUCUACGCAGAUUCACUCAAGAAGAACGGUACUAAGAUCGCUUUCUUCAACAGUACCCCUCAAGGUGGUGGUGUCGCUCUCAUGAGACACGCUCUCAUUCGCUUCUUGCGUUUGAUCGAUGUCAACUGCAAGUGGUACGUGCCAAAGCCAAAGCCUGCGGUAUUCCGUAUUACCAAAAACAACCACAACAUCCUACAGGGUGUAGAGAAGACCGGUCUUCGUCUGGACCAGAAGAGUAUCGAUAUUCUCGACGAGUGGGCCAGGCAAAAUGCUGAACGCUACUGGAUUGCCAAGGGUGGACCGCUUGCACCUCGUUCAGAGGGCGGAGCCGACGUCGUUAUCGUCGAUGAUCCCCAAAUGCCUUCUCUUGUCAAGAUCGCCAAAGAGCAAGAUCCAACCCGACCCGUCCUCUUCCGCAGCCACAUCCAAGUACGCGCAGACCUGGCGGACCAGCAAGAUACGCCUACUGCUGGAGUCUGGAAUUGGGUCUGGAACAACGUCAAGGAUUGCGACGCGUUCAUCAGCCAUCCAGUCCGUGAAUUUGUGCCUAAGAACGUGACCACAGAGAAGGUUGGCUAUCUGCCUGCAACUACAGACUGGCUCGAUGGCCUUAACAAGGAACUCGACGAGUGGGAUACACAGUACUACAUGCACGAGUUCGAAAUGGCGUGUGUUGACAAGGGUGCGAACCUCCUUGCCUUCCCAAGGCGCAAGUAUAUUACACAGAUUGCACGUUUCGAUCCCGCCAAGGGUAUUCCGGAUGUCCUCGCUUCUUACGCUGUACUCCGCCGCGACUACAUGAAGGACAAGCCCAUCGACGAGAUUCCCCAGCUCGUCAUCGCCGGCCACGGAGCCAUCGACGACCCCGACGCCACCGGCAUCUUCGACGAGACCGAGAACCUGCUCAAUGAGCUGUACGCAGACAUCAAAGACGACGUGAUCGUCAUGCGCAUCGGCCCCGUCGACCAGCUGCUCAACAUCCUAAUGGCCAACGCCCACGUCGCGCUCCAGCUCUCUACGCGCGAGGGCUUCGAAGUCAAAGUCUCAGAGGCCCUGCACCACGGCGUCCCCAUCAUCGCCACGCGCCGCGGCGGCAUCCCCCUGCAGGUCGAGCACGGCAAAUCCGGCUUCCUCGUGGACGUCGGCGAACACGACACCGUCGCCAACUACCUCAACCACCUCUUCACCGACGACGAGGCGUACACCAAGAUGGCCGACUACGCCGCCAACCACGUCAGCGACGAGGUCAGCACCGUCGGUAAUGCGCUGAGCUGGCUGUACCUCGCCGACGAGCUCGCCAACGGCGCACACAAGAUCGAGCCGAACAGCCGCUGGAUCAACGACAUGGCGCGCGAGAAGGCGGGAUUCCCAUACAGACCUGAGGAUAACGAGACGACGCUGAAGCGCGAGAGCGAGAGGCUGGAUCUCACGCACCAGGCGAGCCGCAGCAGGCAGGGCAGCGGGCAGCACUGA